This is a messenger RNA of Suillus paluster, 1935 nucleotides long. Its product is annotated as lysophospholipase catalytic domain-containing protein. Gene Ontology annotation, cellular component: cytosol. The transcript is spliced from 6 exons. Gene Ontology annotation, molecular function: A2-type glycerophospholipase activity. The record is from RefSeq and is a predicted model, not a curated record. NCBI's taxonomy places the organism in Eukaryota, Fungi, Basidiomycota, Agaricomycetes, Boletales, Suillaceae. The coding region runs from base 1 to 1935 and encodes 644 amino acids. Gene Ontology annotation, biological process: glycerophospholipid catabolic process.
AUGCUGCAAAAUCGCUUUGCCAUCUUACUUGCUAUCUUGCCAUGGUUAUGCAUGUUCGCUACAGCUCAGAGCGUAGCAUCUCAGGCAUACACACCUGUUGCCGCGCGGUGUCCUGCAGGCUUCAACCUGGUGCGAAUGGCUGGUACUCCUGGAAAUCAGACCCUCAGCUCAUCCGAGGCCUCCUACGUCCAAAAUCGCAAGGCCGAAGUCCUCCCGCAAGCCUGGAAGACAUACCUCUCCAAUGUCCAGUCCACCAAUCCUUCCCUCCCGAGUUACGUCUCAAGCAUUCUUUCGGGCGCUAGCUCCGAGAUCCCAACUCUAGGCAUUGCAACGAGUGGAGGAGGGUAUAGAGCAUCAAUAUUUGGUGCAGGAGUUCUGAACGCGCUAGACGCACGAAACUCAUCCUCCAACACUGCUGGAAUAGGGGGUUUGCUUCAGGCAGCGACAUAUCUAUCGGGGUUGUCAGGCGGAUCUUGGUUCAUCACAUCCCUUACUCAAGCCAAUUUCCCCACCAUGCAAGAGCUUAUCCUUGGACCCACCAGUCCCACAGUGUCUAACAAUUCGUGGGGAGGAUGGAACGCCGACUAUGAUAUUGCAACGCCAAGCUCUAAUCCUGUCACGGAUACGGAAUAUUAUACGGACCUUGUGGAGGAGUUGCGUGGCAAGUACGAUGCAGGUUACGUAGUAACGUUUGCGGACUAUUGGGCGCGCGCACUAGCUAGGCAUUUUACGAAUGGCACUUUCUCGUCUAACUUCUUUGACGAGUCAUACACUCAUGGAGCUGGUAUCUUAUGGUCUGCCGUUGCAAACACGACUUCUUUUACAUCCUACUCGAUACCAUUCCCAAUUGUGGUCGCGGACCUUCAAGCUCCGGGUCAGAAUUCGUCGGAGAUUAUUGCAGGAGACUAUGUGCCUUUAACCAACCCCAUAUUCGAGUUCAAUGUCUUUGAAACGGGUUCUUUUGAUCCGCAGCUUUCUGCAUUCACGCCUACCAAAUACUUGGGAACGACAAACAACAGUAUCUGCAUCACUAACUAUGAUCAGUCGGCGUUCGUCGCUGGAUCAUCUUCCGAACUAUUUAAUACCGCCAAUGUGGGUUCCGUUCCUACCUUGAGUACGACAUAUGGGCCUAUUUUAUCUCUUAUGGAGAGUAUCCUGCCUGAAGCGAAGGUUGAAUAUGAUGUUGCGUCUUGGCCGAAUCCAUUCUAUGGCGUAGCGCCGGACACGUUCAUUGAUUCUGCGCAAACAAACCUGAAUAUGGUGGACGGUGGCGAGGAUGGCGAAGUUAUCCCCUUGCAACCUCUCCUCGUGAAGGCACGUGGCGUCGAUGUUAUUUUCGCUAUUGAUGCUACCAACGAUAUCAACGGCUUUGCUGAUGGCAGCUCUUUGAUUGCCACGCAAAAUCGUACAUCGCUUUACCCUUCUGCUUACUCAUUCCCUCCCGUUCCCACUGCUUUGGGAGAAUUCACCGCACAAAACCUGACUACCCGCCCAACGUUCUUUGGAUGCAACACCACCAGUUCGAACGCAAGCACCCCGCUUCUCAUAUACCUUGCUAACGGUGGUCCACCCCACAAUGGUCAAGCUCCCGUCACCAACACCUCAACCACCCAAUUAUCUUAUGCGUUGUCAGAGAUCCAAGCAAUGCUUAGCCAGACAUUGGUCAUCGCGACCCAGGGGUACCCAACAAACGGAGUGACGACGGAUCCGGAUUGGCCCUCGUGUCUCGCAUGCGCUAUUGUUGACCGUGCGAGGGAGCGAGCAGGAGAGGCGAGGAGUGGAAUUUGCUCUACGUGCCUGGAUAGGUACUGUUGGGAUUCGAGCACGCUGACGACUGCUGCCUCUGUCAGUGGUACUAGGCGCAUCAGCAGCGCAUUCGGACAGCUGGCUGCCUUUGGGGUGGCGUCGGCUGUCGUGGCCAUGAUGCUGAUGUGA